AUGGCUGAACAGGAUUUUCCGAUGAUGAUCAAUUACAAAACGCUUGUGAAAAAUUACAUUAUGGCGAUGUUGAUAUUGCCUACUCGCGAUUUUCAAUUUUUCUGCGCUGCCGUAAUCGCCUUCAACCGAUACACAGCGCUCUAUUGGCACUUUGCCAAGGUAGAAGCGUUCUGGAAUCGUGCCACUCUGCCAUUUAUAAUCAGCGGUUUGACAAUAUCGAUAGCCAUGGCUCUGACACAGGCGGUUCCGGAGAAUUUCUAUCUACGGUGGGGUAUAAAGCUUGGAAUCUGGACCCUCAUUUACCUUCUCAUCCUCACCGGAAUCAGCUUUAUCUUCAACCUGCUCGUCCUCAUAAAACUUGUCCUGAUCAAGAACCGAGGCGGCGCCGAAAGCGGCAAAUUGCUGUCCCAGGCGGAAAAGAAGCUCUGCUUCGUUAGUCUGUACUCGUUUACAUUCGUGCUAACCUUUAUAUUUGCGCAGAUUAUGAACUUGGUGCUGGAUGAGGCGGAUUCAUUCAAGGAUUUUACGCAUGAGUCUCUGAUAGCCUGCGCAUCCGUUUGCAAGGGGUUUUGCGAAAAAUCA
Mesorhabditis spiculigera is the source of this 582-nucleotide messenger RNA. The record is from the annotation of a GenBank genome assembly. Lineage: Eukaryota; Metazoa; Nematoda; Chromadorea; Rhabditida; Rhabditidae.